Molecule: messenger RNA, 1098 nt
Organism: Ilyonectria robusta
Lineage: Eukaryota; Fungi; Ascomycota; Sordariomycetes; Hypocreales; Nectriaceae
Product: 2OG-Fe(II) oxygenase
Exons: 5
Coding region: 1-1098 (365 amino acids)
Molecular function (GO): dioxygenase activity
Source: RefSeq, a predicted model, not a curated record
AUGCCUUCUGCCAUCCCUCAACUGUACCAGUACUCCCAUGUCCCUGAGACAAAGGAGCAGCUUGACUGGGCUGACUUGACUGAUAUUGAUCUGUCCAAGUAUGGCACUCCUCAAGGCAACUCGGAGCUAUCCCAAGCCCUGAUCGAAGCUGUUCGAAAGAAGGGGUUCUUCUACGUCACGAACUUUGGCAUCUCACAGGCGGCAGUCGACAAACAAUUUGCCCUCGGCCAGGCAUUUUAUGAUCUCCCGUUGGAAGAGAAGUUGAAUUAUGUUCCCAACUUAGACGCGGGUGAAUACAAUGGGUACAGACCUGCUGGCAGACGACCUCUGGCGGGGGGUGUUCUCGAGAAAACCGAGGUUUGGAACAUGGCUACCAAUGAUGGACAUGUCACACAGCCUCUCCCGGCUCUCUUGAAGGAACAUCUGGAAGAGAUUGAAGCUUUUGCCAAGGAAUUGCAUGACAAGGUUCUUGAUCCCCUGAACCAUCUCAUUGCAAUUGCUCUUGAGCUGCCCGAAGAUUUCUUCGUCAACCUCCACAAGUGGGAAACCCAUGACGAGUCACAUCUACGCUACAUGAAGUACUCGAAGUUCUCACCCAAGGAGAUUGAGGCUCUCGAGGAUGGCUUAUGGUCCCGCGGACAUACAGACCUGGGUUCUCUGACGCUGUUGUUCAGACAGCCCGUUGCGGGACUGCAGAUCAGGGACCAGGAGUCUGAGACCUGGAAGUGGGCGAAACCUCUCGAUGGGAGUUUGACAGUCAAUGCGGGGGAUGCCUUGAGUUUCCUCACAGGCGGAUACGUCAAGUCCACCAUCCACCGGGUAUCUGUGCCUCCAAAAGACCAGCGUCACGUCGACCGCCUCGGUUUACUGUACUUUGCGCGUCCUCAGAACGACCUCGUCCUCGGAACAGUCGACUCCCCGGUUCUCAAGCGGGAGGGCUACACGCAAAACGAGUUCGAGGCCGGCGGGCAUCCAGCCCCGACGAUGGGGGAGUUCACCAGACUGAAGCAGACUUGGCAGCAGAAGAAGGGCGUUAGUUACGAGAAGCUGGAGGGUCAGGAGAUUGUGCCGGGCUUUACAGGGAAAUAUUUUGGCUAG